Messenger RNA from Pseudonaja textilis, 1103 nucleotides. The record is from RefSeq and is a predicted model, not a curated record. Lineage: Eukaryota; Metazoa; Chordata; Lepidosauria; Squamata; Elapidae.
CUACCCAGCAUGCCCAACGGGAAGAGGCGAACGGAACCGCGUAUGGAUGGAGGUGGCGGGGCGCGCCAAAGUGUGCUGCAAUUGUGUUUUGUGCUGUGGGCUUGUGAGGGGAACCUGAAGAGUUCCCGGACUUUCUCCGAGUGGGCGCCUGCGUUUGAGGCGAUGUAAUGGCGGACCGCGCGCGCCCUUGGAGCCUGGAGGAGCUGCGGAGCGAGGAGCUGCCCAAGCGGGAGAUUGUCCACUUUCUGCAGGACCAAGCGGCACAUAGGUUUCUUGCAGAGCACAAGUUGCUUGGUCAGAUAAAAAAUGUGGCUAAAACAGCUACUAAGGAUCAAUUAAUAACAGCAUACAAUCAACUCUUUGAAACCAAGAGCUUUAAAGACACAGAGAACACUGAACAAGUAGCAGAACAGCUAAAAAAUAUCAAGAUUGAUGAAAACCAGCCCAAAAAGACAAAAUCUGAAGAAGUUGUUGAUGAGGCUCCCCCAAAAUAUACAAAGUCAAUUCUGAAAAAGGGAGAUAAAACUAACUUUCCAAAAAAGGGUGAUAUUGUUCAUUGUUGGUAUACAGGCAAGCUGCAAGAUGGAACUGUUUUUGACACUAAUAUUCAGUCAAGUUCAAAGAAAAAAAAAGCAUCUAAACCACUGAGCUUCAAAGUUGGUGUCGGAAAAGUGAUUCGAGGUUGGGAUGAAGCCUUACUGACAAUGAGCAAAGGAGAAAAGGCUAAUUUGGAAAUUGAGCCAGAAUGGGCUUAUGGGAAGAAAGGACAACCCGAUGCAAAGUAUCCUGCUAACAUUUCUCAUUAUAAAAUGUGCCAGGUGUUUCAUGCUUGAAUAUUGAUGUUUCAUGGGAGGCCAGAGUGGUCUGGAUGGAGACUGAGUCACAAUCUAGAGUCUAAAAGAACUGUUUAUUUUCAGAUGGGCAGUUAUAACCAGCUCAAGUCUGAAUGAACCUGGCUCCUUGGCUGAGAUUUACUCUGAAAGGAUGCAAGACUUUAAUGACAAUCAGUAGUUCUAUGGAGUUGUAUUUUAGAAAGUUUUUGGACAAUGGAAUUACUGUCAGGCAAAAGGUGGUAGCUGUUGCCUUGAUUAUUAAAGCACCAG